CAAACCCUCAGAACAAAGCUAUCUUGAAGGUCUCAAGAUUGAGAUUGGUCAUGGAAAUGUCACGCGAAACGUAUGCCCCCCAGGAGGACCUGCGAAACGACAUCGACACACGUGACUACUCGGUCUUCACGAGUUCGAUGCAAUUCUAUUUGACUUACUUCUUGGGCUUCAUUAUAAUUCUCUCGACUCUCACGGCAACUAUCUACUUCCCUCUCAUUCCCCUGUUGAGCCGAGAAUUUUCGGUGUCGGUUCAGGCCAUCAACCUCACGGUGACGCUAUACGCCGUAUGCCAGGGUCUUACCCCGCCCGUAUUCGCGUCACUGGCCGACUCUUUCGGGCGGCGUCCCAUGCUCCUUGGCCUGGUGGCAUUGUAUGCCUGUGCCAGCCUGGGUCUUGCCGUCAACCGCGACAGCUACGGUGUGCUUCUUGCACUCCGUGCAUUGCAGAGCGUCGGCGGGUCGGCCACGCCAGCAAUUGCCUACGGCAUUGUGGCGGAUGUCGCUGUAGUGUCCGAACGCGGGCGCAUGCUGGGUCCCAUGCUCUCUACUUGUAAUGGGAUCUCUGCUAUUGGGCCGGUGAUAGGAGGCGUGGUGGCUCAGAGUACAGGUGCUUAUACGUGGGUCUUUCUAUCCCUCUGCAUCGUCGCACUCACUUGUUUUGUGCUUAUUGGAUUGACUCUGCCUGAGACCGCGAGACCCAUCGUCGGCGACGGGUCCGGCAUUCCCCCUACACUCUCUAAGCUCUGGUGGACUGGGGGUGUCAUUAUGAAAUAUGGCACAAUCAAACCAGAGGAUCCAGAACAUGCGCAACAUCAAACGAUCCCCAAGACUGAAUGGCGGCCUGCCAUGCUGCUUGAGUCACUACGUAUCAUAUUCUACCCCGACGCAGCAGCCGUACUGUGGAUGAUUGCAACGUCAUAUUGCGUUUACUACACCUUUCAAGUCGCCAUUCCUGUGAUCUAUGCCGACAUUUACGGCUAUGACAAUCUCCAGAUCGGUCUUGCCUUCUUGCCCGGGCUUACUGGCAUGACGAUAGGCGGCAUCGUCGCUGGAAAGCUGCUUGACCGAAACUUUGCCCUCGUCGCUCGCAACCACAAUUUUCCUGUCGACAGAAAAAGAGCACAGGAACUCAGUGAUUUUCCCCUCGAGGCUGCGAGGUAUCGGUGCAUCCUACCGUUCGUUGCACUAGAAGUGGCCCUCGUAGCGGGCUACGGCUGGGCUGUGCAGAGACAGGUCCAUCCUGCCGCGUUGCUUGUGAUGCAGUUUUUCAUCUGUGCUUCUUCGACGCUGCUGAGCCACACGGCCAGCGCUCUGCUGGUGGACGUGUUUCCAAGCAAGUCUAGCACGUCAUAUGCGGCAGGUCAGCUGAUGCGGUGCGGGCUGAGCGCUGCUUCAGCUGCUGUCUUGGAGCCGCUGACCGGGGCUGUGGGAAGAGGUUGGUAUUUUACUUUGUUCGCUAUAUUCACUGGCUUCAGUGCUAUCGUAUGCGUCUUCCUUACGAUCGCCAAGGGAAAGACGUGGAGGCGGAAUCGGCAGGCUUCACAAUAGAGGCUCUUAUUACUGCCUUCUCUUCGUGAAUUGGGUGUUCUUGCUUCUUGGCAGUUCUUAGAGCUACGUCAAAACGCGAGACGCCAUAGGCCAGAUUACCACCAGCCACUCUACCUUAUCUUCCAGGCGAUUCUUUCAAUAUGGCCAGAUCCGGUCAAUAGCGAGUGAUAUAGGGUCUAGACCUCGACGUCCAUGAAGUUUCGAUCCGGACCGCGUCCAAAACCGGCCAAUGCCCCCAGGACCACACUACAACGCCCUCGAGUCGCAGAUGAUCGACUGCACAUCCAUUGCAGCAUCUACACACUAUAGGAAUGAUUCGACCAUUUGAUUAGUGACCGGGUUGGAGAAGCUGUUUGUUUGACAAUAGCUCGUAACUUCUCUUUGACUGAACCGUGCUAUAUAUAUAUGUAUUUGUUUACGGGUAGAUUAAGCGGAAGCAUAAUUAAAAGGUCUCGAUGAAUUAUA
Molecule: messenger RNA, 2012 nt
Organism: Truncatella angustata
Lineage: Eukaryota; Fungi; Ascomycota; Sordariomycetes; Amphisphaeriales; Sporocadaceae
Product: major facilitator superfamily domain-containing protein
Exons: 1
Coding region: 51-1547 (498 amino acids)
Biological process (GO): transmembrane transport
Molecular function (GO): transmembrane transporter activity
Source: RefSeq, a predicted model, not a curated record